AUGGUAUUGCUCUUCGGGGUGGGACCUGAUUCAUAUUGGAAGAGAGAGGAAGUUAUGGUGCUGAUACUGCAGAUAAUAGGCCGAGAGGGAGGCACAGAAGAUUGUUCAAAGAGCUCGAGAAUGUAUUGGAGAUGGCAAGGUCUAAUUAGAACAGACCGCACAAAGCGCGUGAAGGAAGCACGAGACGAGGCGAAGAAGGAGAUCGAUGAAUACAGGAAGGCGAAGGAGGCCGAGUUCAAGAAGUUCGAAUUAGAGCACACGAGCGGAAACAAGAAAGCAGAAGAAGAAGCAAACAAAGAUGCAGAGGCGCAGAUAAAGCAGAUUCAACAGGCGGGCAAGAAGGGCCAGGAUCAAGUUGUUAAGGAUCUAUUGAAGGCAGUCUUUGAUAUUAAGCCUGUGGUUCCGGAGCGUAUCGAGGUGCCGAAAUAG
Amorphotheca resinae ATCC 22711 is the source of this 429-nucleotide messenger RNA. RefSeq lists its product as hypothetical. The record is from RefSeq and is a predicted model, not a curated record. The transcript has 5 exons. NCBI's taxonomy places the organism in Eukaryota, Fungi, Ascomycota, Leotiomycetes, Helotiales, Amorphothecaceae. Gene Ontology annotation, biological process: proton transmembrane transport. Gene Ontology annotation, molecular function: proton-transporting ATPase activity, rotational mechanism. Bases 1 to 429 code for a protein of 142 amino acids. Gene Ontology annotation, cellular component: vacuolar proton-transporting V-type ATPase complex.